AUGGGACUAUUCGGUUCUGCCCCAGCAACACUACCACCUCCCAAGAUCUCCUCAGACGGCGCGCCAAUAGCUCCAGACCGAACCCAACGAGCGAAGUGCUGGGAAGGAAGAGAUGCAUAUUUCAGCUGUCUAGACAAGAACAAUAUCAUCGAUAGUAUAACAGAGAAAGAUAAGGCUGAGAAGUUUUGUUCAGGAGAAGGAAGGAAGUUCGAGGCGAAUUGUGCUAGUAGUUGGGUUACAUAUUUCAAGAAAAGGAGAGUCAUGGAACAUCAGAAGAACGAGACUCUUGAGAAGCUCCGAGCCGAGGGCGCAAAACAGGUGCCCGGCGAGAUGGCACCUCCUGGAAGCUUUGGACAGAGGCCAUGA
Glarea lozoyensis ATCC 20868 is the source of this 366-nucleotide messenger RNA. RefSeq names its product Cytochrome c oxidase subunit h. The transcript is spliced from 2 exons. Gene Ontology annotation, biological process: mitochondrial respiratory chain complex IV assembly. Gene Ontology annotation, cellular component: mitochondrial intermembrane space; mitochondrion; respiratory chain complex IV. The record is from RefSeq and is a predicted model, not a curated record. The coding region runs from base 1 to 366 and encodes 121 amino acids. NCBI's taxonomy places the organism in Eukaryota, Fungi, Ascomycota, Leotiomycetes, Helotiales, Helotiaceae.